GUUACCCCCCCGACCCCUCGUCCAGCCCCCCCUUGCUCAGACCCCCGACCCCCGAUUCUCAGGUGAGAAGCGAGACGCCCUUGGUGGGAACCCGGUUCCCUGGCACUCUGGGCUCCAGUUGGAUUCGUGUGGCUCCGGUCCGCUGUCACCGGUCCCCAGGGGCCAAGCGGCGACGUCCAGACGGGGUAGGCCUCAGCUCUCCAAGGGGGCCGGGGCCCACAGCCGCUUCUACAAGCCGAACAUUUGAGGGCCUCGCCGGCACCAUUACCUCUAACGAGUGGGGCUCUCCGACCUCCCCGGCCGGGAGCAACGUGUCCGGAGGGAGCGAGGCUUUGGAGAAGCCGAGUGACUAUGACGCCGAGGGCGUGUGGGGCCCUGCCAUGGAGCACAGCUUCCAGGAGGCCCUGGCCAUCUACCCACCCUGCGGCCGGCGCAAGAUCAUCCUGUCAGAUGAGGGCAAGAUGUACGGCAGAAACGAGCUGAUAGCCCGUUACAUCAAACUACGGACUGGGAAAACGCGCACCCGAAAGCAGGUUUCCAGUCACAUCCAGGUGUUGGCCCGCCGCAAAGCCAGGGAGAUCCAGGCCAAACUGAAGACCCGCCCUCUCCGGACUGCCCCGCCUGGCUCACCCACAAUCUUCCUCUCCCAGUUUUGGCCAGGGGCUUUUCCGGGACAAGCUGGGUCUCCCCACGACUUCACACUGUGCCCUCAGCAAGUCUUCACUGCCCAGCUGCCGCCUACACUGUCUCCUUCAGGGUUCGAAUCCCCGGUCAGGCCCUGUGGGUCCCCGCCCGCCCCGCCCUGGCAAGGCCGAAGCGUGGCCGGCCCCAAGCUCUGGAUGAUCGAGUUCUCCGCUUUCCUGGAGCGUCAACGGGAUCCAGACACGUACCACAAGCACCUAUUCGUGCACAUUGGGCAGACCUGCCCCAGCGACAGAGCCCCCUACCUCGAGGCGGUGGACAUCCGCCAAAUCUACAACAAAUUCCCGGAGAAGAAGGGGGGCCUCAGGGAGCUGUACCAGCGCGGCCCCCCCGACGCCUUCUUCCUCGUCAAGUUCUGGGCUGACCUCGACACCAACAUCGAGGACGAAGCGGGGUCCUUCUACGGGGUGUCCAGCCACUAUGAGAGUCCCGAGAACAUGACCAUCACCUGCUCCACUAAGGUCUGCUCCUUCGGCAAGCAGGUGGUGGAGAAGGUGGAGACGGAAUAUGCCCGCUACGAGAAUGGCCACUACUCCUACCGCAUCCACCGCUCCCCGCUGUGCGAAUACAUGACCAACUUCAUCCACAAACUCAAGCACCUGCCUGAGAAAUACAUGAUGAACAGCGUGCUGGAAAACUUCACCAUCCUUCAGGUGGUGAUGAACAGAGACACCCAGGAGACGUUGCUGUGCAUCGCUUAUGUGUUCGAGGUGUCCUCCAGCGAGCACGGAGCUCAGCACCACAUCUACCGACUGGUGAAGGAUUAGUCUCAGGGAGUGAGCAGGGGCUGGGGGUUCACAGUACACCCCACCACCGGACGCGCUGGGCUCAGAUUGAAGGUCCCCGAAAUAAACCCGGUGUUCUGCACU
Tachyglossus aculeatus (Australian echidna) is the source of this 1571-nucleotide messenger RNA. It is a transcript of the gene TEAD4, whose product is annotated as TEA domain transcription factor 4. The record is from RefSeq and is a predicted model, not a curated record. The transcript has 11 exons. Gene Ontology annotation, molecular function: RNA polymerase II cis-regulatory region sequence-specific DNA binding; DNA-binding transcription factor activity, RNA polymerase II-specific. Gene Ontology annotation, cellular component: transcription regulator complex. The coding region runs from base 381 to 1469 and encodes 362 amino acids. Gene Ontology annotation, biological process: hippo signaling; regulation of transcription by RNA polymerase II; embryonic organ development. NCBI's taxonomy places the organism in Eukaryota, Metazoa, Chordata, Mammalia, Monotremata, Tachyglossidae.